Lodderomyces jiufengensis is the source of this 1965-nucleotide messenger RNA. Its product is annotated as ERMES complex Ca(2+)-binding regulatory GTPase. Gene Ontology annotation, cellular component: mitochondrial outer membrane; plasma membrane. The record is from RefSeq and is a predicted model, not a curated record. Lineage: Eukaryota; Fungi; Ascomycota; Pichiomycetes; Serinales; Debaryomycetaceae. The transcript has a single exon. Gene Ontology annotation, molecular function: GDP binding; GTP binding; calcium ion binding. Gene Ontology annotation, biological process: mitochondrion organization; signal transduction. The coding region runs from base 1 to 1965 and encodes 654 amino acids.
AUGUUUCAAGAGCUGAUAAGAGUGGCAGUAUGUGGAGAUGAAUUUGUUGGGAAAUCAUCAUUGAUAACAUCAUUAAUAAAAGAAACCAUUUUCGAAUCCCAAUCAAAUAAUGUUUUACCACCAAUAACAAUUUCAAGAAAUGAUUAUAAUGAAAGCUUUAAAGAACAAUCAUUUGCUAAAACCACUAAACUGGAAUAUUCAAAAGAUAUAUCUGAAUAUAUACCCAAUACCACAACAAUAGUAGAUACUGAUCCAUCAGAUCAUGCAUUAUUAACACAAGAACUAAAAAGAGCUGAUGUAAUAUGGUUAGUUUAUUCAGAUCAUUACACUUAUGAAAGAAUUUCAUUACAUUGGAUGCCAAUUUUUAGAUCAUUAGGACUUAAUUUACCUAUAAUAUUAUGUGCAAACAAAUCAGACUUAUCAACCAAGAAUUUGUGGAAAUAUCAAAAUAAUGAUGAAUUCAUCCCAUUAAUCAAUGAAUUUAAAGAAAUUGAAGCUGGGGUUAGAUGUAGUGCAAAAAAUAAUUAUAACGUUGUUGAAGCUUUUUAUCUUUGUCAAAGAGCAGUUACUCAUCCUAUAUCACCUAUAUUUGAUGCAAAAGAAGGUAAUUUGAAACCUGGCGCAAUUGCUGCUCUAAGGCGUGUUUUUUUCUUAUUUGAUACUGAUCUUGAUGGAUAUUUAAAUUUUGUAGAGUUUAAUGAAUUACAUAAAAAAUGUUUUGGAUUUAUGUUGGAAAUAGAAGAUUUUGAUGAGAUUAUUAAAUAUAUAAAUUUAAAAUUGUUAGAUCAAAAUAGUAGUGGGAUAAGUGAAGAUGGGUUUAUUUUAUUGAAUAAAUUAUAUGCUGAAUCUGGUAGACAUGAAACUAUUUGGGGUAUACUAAGAGCUAAUCAUUAUACAAAUUCAUUAUCACUAAAUGAUAAAUUUUUAUCCCCGCAUCUAGAUUUAAAUCCAAACGCAAGUGUUGAGUUAAGUCCUACAGGUUAUAGAUUUUUAGUUGAUUUAUUUAUAAAAUUCGAUAAAGAUAAUGAUGGUGGAUUAAAUGAAGAAGAACUUAAAAAUCUAUUUAGACCAACGCCAGGAAUACCCAAAUUAUGGAUAGAAACUAAUUUUCCCUCAUCUAUAUUAUGUAAUGAAGAAGGAUAUGUAACAUUACAAGGUUGGCUAGCACAAUGGAACUUAACUACUUUCUUAAGCUAUAAAACAACAUUAGAAUAUUUAGCAUAUUUAGGAUUUGAUGAAAGUAAUUCAAUAAAAGCUUUAAAAGUAACAAAACCAAGAAAGACAAGACAAAAACAAGGUAAAAUUUAUAGAAAUUCAGUAAAUGAUAGAAAUAUUUUCAAUUGUUUUAUUAUUGGUGCUCCAAAAGCUGGUAAAUCUUCGUUAUUGGAUCUGUUUUUACAUGGAACUUAUAGUGAUAUGUAUUCACCUACUAUACAACCAAGAUUAGUCAUUAAAGAUAUUGAAAUAAGAGGUGGUAAACAAUGUUAUUUGAUUUUAGAAGAAUUGGGAGAAUUGGAACCAGCCAUUUUGGAAAACAAAAAAAGAUUAGAUGAAUGUGAUGUUAUAUGUUAUACUUAUGAUUCCUCAGAUCCUGAAUCAUUUCAAUACUUAGUGGAUUUAAGAAAAAAAAAUUUACAUUUAGAUGAAAUACCUUCAGUGUUUGUUGCAUUGAAAGCAGAUCUAGACAAACAACAACAAAGAUCAGAUGUACAACCUGAAAAUUAUACAAGAGAUUUAUUUUUAAAUUCUCCUUUACAUAUAUCAUCAUCUUGGAAUAGUUCAUUACAUGAAUUAUUUAUACAAUUAGUUGAUGCUGCUAAAAACCCAUCAACUUCAACACCAGGGUUAGAGAUUGAAAAAUCAGUAGAUGAAGAAAAUUUAAAGCAUUUAUUCAUGGCUGGUGGAGCUAUUGGUGUAAUGGCAUUAGUUAGUAUAUGGAUGUUAAAUAGUAUGAGAAGAAGAUAA